Molecule: messenger RNA, 204 nt
Organism: Paracoccidioides brasiliensis Pb18
Exons: 1
Coding region: 1-204 (67 amino acids)
Source: RefSeq, a predicted model, not a curated record
AUGCGUCCGAAAUCACAUCCAUCGAAGGGGUCGCGCCGGUCAGCGCAGACCGGGGAUCUGGGAUUUGUGCAGCGGUCUCGCCAGCGACUGGCUACAGCCAACUUGAUCAAAUAUGGAUCUCCUCCUUGGCCCCGGCGCUUAACCGCAGCAAAUCAGUCUUUGCUGCUGGAGAACCCCUCUUCCUUGGGCAUCCAAUUUACGUAA